AUGGAUUUUUACAAACUUUACGAAAUCAAAGACUGGACAUGUGCAAAGGUUGUAGAAUAUUAUCAUGCAAACUUGAUGCAAAAGGAUUGGACAAGUGUGCUUGACAAAAUAAAAAAGGAUCUUCAAAUUGUAGCCUCUUCAGUUUCAACUUUUGACAUAAAGUGUAAAAGAAAAGCUCAAAAAAUUAUUGAUAGCUGGAAGGUAAAACAACAAAUCCUUGCGACUGGAAAUGCUACGAUCAAUGUAAAUGAUAAUCGUCACACAGGACAUUAUCGAGAUGAAGUUACGGCUCAGGUCGAAGCUACUACAGUUGACUCUGGCUAUACCGAACCUGGCUAUACCGAACUCUGGAUAUA
Entrophospora candida is the source of this 356-nucleotide messenger RNA. Lineage: Eukaryota; Fungi; Glomeromycota; Glomeromycetes; Entrophosporales; Entrophosporaceae. The record is from the annotation of a GenBank genome assembly.